Molecule: messenger RNA, 555 nt
Organism: Cuscuta campestris
Lineage: Eukaryota; Viridiplantae; Streptophyta; Magnoliopsida; Solanales; Convolvulaceae
Source: the annotation of a GenBank genome assembly
CGGGCGAGUAAUUACAAACGUUCAUGCAAUGCACCAGAAAUUCCACCAAACUACCAAAAUAGUGUCUAUAAAAAUUCAGAUCAGAAAAAAAAAAAGUAAAAUGGCAGUGGUCUCAUCAAGCUCAUCAGUAUCACUGUUAGUGUUGUCCCUGAUGCUCUUCUGCUCCAUGGCGGCGGCAUUGGGCGCGCCGGGCGGGUGGGUGCCGGUGGACCCAGAGAGCCCGGAGGUGGUGGCGGCCGGAAAUUUCGCGGUGGAUGCGCACAACAAAGCAGAAAAUGACAAUUUGGGGUUCGAAGACGUGGCGAGCGGGGAGGAGCAAGUGGUGGCGGGCUUCCAAUACAAACUCGUCAUUGACGCGAGGAGCGGACAUGGCGUUUAUCAGUACGAGGCUGUCGUCUGGGCUAAGCCUUCGCCCGAUUCAUAUUCACUUAUUUCUUUCAAGCAAUUAGGGAACGGAGUAUAACUUAUGGAGUACAAUCAUACGUAAUUGUAUAAUGCAUGCAUGCAUGUAAUGUACGCAUUUCUUCCAUCCACAAAUAAAUUCUUUCGAUUGGA